UCAUACCACUGAACCAACCUUCAAGAACAGAGAAGAAGCGAUUUCCAUCAAUAAAUAAAUAAAAAGUCUCUCUUCAUUUUUUUCAUUGAACUCAUCAUUGCAACACAAACAUAAGCUUUGUUUGUGUCUGCUUUCAGACAAAAAGAAAGAAUGAUACCAAGUUACGACCCAAAUGAUACAGAAGCUGGUCUCAAGCUUCUAGAGGAUAUAACCACAAAUGCUGACGCAAUUCAAGAACAAGUUCUCCACCAAAUACUCUCUCAAAACUCUGGAACUCAAUAUCUCCAAGCAUUUCUUGAUGGAGAAUCCGACAAGAAUCAACAAAGUUUCAAGAACAAAGUCCCUGUGGUAAAUUACGACGACAUAAAGCCUUUCAUUCAACGAAUCGCAGAUGGAGAAUCCUCUGAUAUCGUCUCCUCUCAACCCAUUACAGAGCUCCUCACUAGCUCGGGGACUUCUGCAGGAAAGCCGAAGUUGAUGCCUUCCACAGCUGAGGAACUUGAAAGGAAGACAUUUUUCUACAGCAUGCUUGUGCCUGUCAUGAACAAAUAUGUAAAUGGCUUAGAUGAAGGUAAAGGAAUGUAUCUUCUAUUCAUAAAACCAGAGAUCAAGACUCCUUCAGGUCUUAUGGCUCGUCCUGUGUUGACUAGUUACUAUAAAAGUCAACAUUUCAGAAACAGACCAUUCAACAAGUAUAACGUCUAUACUAGCCCUGACCAGACGAUUCUCUGUCAAGACAGCAAGCAGAGCAUGUACUGUCAGCUUCUUUGCGGUUUAGUCCAACGAGCUCAUGUCCUAAGAGUUGGAGCCGUCUUUGCCUCUGCCUUUCUUCGAGCGGUCAAGUUCUUGGAAGAUCAUUACAAGGAGCUUUGCGCAGACAUUAGAACCGGUACAGUAACUAACUGGAUCACUGAACCAGCAUGCAGAGACUCGGUUUUGUCGAUCCUUCAAAGACCUAAUCAAGAAUUGGCUGAUGAAAUUGAGUCUGAGUGUGCUGAGAAGUCGUGGGAAGGAAUCUUGAGGAGACUAUGGCCUAAGGCCAAGUAUGUUGAGGUGAUUGUCACGGGUUCAAUGGCUCAGUACAUUCCAACACUCGAAUUUUAUAGCGGUGGUUUACCGUUGGUUUCAACCAUGUAUGCUUCCUCUGAGUGUUACUUUGGUAUCAACCUUAACCCGUUGUGUGAUCCUUCGGAUGUUUCGUAUACGCUUCUACCUAACAUGGCCUACUUCGAGUUCUUGCCCGUCGAUGACAAAUCUCACGAAGAGAUUCACUUUGCAUCGCAUUCUAACACCGACGAUGAUGAUACCCUCAAGGAAGAUCUUAUUGUCGAUCUUGUUAAUGUUGAAGUUGACCGAUACUACGAAAUUGUCAUUACUACGUUCACAGGUUUAUACAGAUACAGAGUAGGAGAUAUUCUAAAAGUGACAGGUUUCUACAACAAAGCACCUCAGUUCCGUUUUGUGCAGCGAAGAAACGUUGUAUUAAGCAUCGAUACCGACAAAACUAGCGAGGAAGAUCUACUAAACGCAGUGACACAAGCUAAACUCAACCAUCUUCAAAAACCUUCAAGCCUCUUGCUCACGGAGUACACUAGCUAUGCGGAUACGUCCUCGAUCCCAGGGCAUUACGUGCUCUUCUGGGAGCUAAAGCCACGUCACAAUAACGAGCCACCAGAGCUAGAGGACAAGACAAUGGAGUUAUGUUGCUCUGAGGUUGAGGAUUGUUUGGAUUACGUGUACAGGAGAUGCAGGAACAAAGAUAAAUCGAUAGGGCCAUUGGAGAUAAGGGUUGUAAGUUUGGGGACUUUUGAUUUGUUGAUGGAUUUUUGUGUCUCACAAGGAUCUUCCGUAAAUCAGUACAAGACUCCAAGAUGUGUUAAAUCUGGAGGAGCCCUUGAGAUUCUUGACUCCAGAGUUAUUGGGAGGUUCUUCAGUCAAAGAGUUCCUCGGUGGGAACCACUUGGUUUAGAUUCUUAGCUUUUUUCAACUUUUUUUUUUAAUAUACAACUAAAGUCUUGAUUUUAAGAUUUUAAGUAAGAUCUCGUUUAUUAAGUUCCUAGUUGGUGUUUAUUUAAUUAAACGCUGAUGCUCUUUUGUCUCUUUUGUAACAAACUUUCUGCAAAGUCCUCUCAUUUUAUGAAUGGUGUCUCUCUUUUCUAAUGA
Molecule: messenger RNA, 2163 nt
Organism: Raphanus sativus (radish)
Lineage: Eukaryota; Viridiplantae; Streptophyta; Magnoliopsida; Brassicales; Brassicaceae
Product: indole-3-acetic acid-amido synthetase GH3.17
Exons: 4
Coding region: 151-1977 (608 amino acids)
Cellular component (GO): cytoplasm
Molecular function (GO): acid-amino acid ligase activity
Source: RefSeq, a predicted model, not a curated record